UCGUUUCUCGACUUUACUCCAGAGAUGAAGGCGUUCGUCGCAAGCAUUUUUAUGUGCACAAUCAGCGCCAUUGUUUGCUCUGCCGAUGGAGAUAUUGCGGCAAAAUUUAAUACCUCGGAAGUAGUACCCGAUGUCCUGAAAGAAGCACCUGCGGAAUUACUCGAGGUGAAUUUCAAUGGUAAAAUAAUACAGGAGUUUGGCCAAGAGCUGACCCCAACUCAAGUCAAAAAGGCACCAACGUUAACAUGGAACGCCAAUCCCAAUGCUUUCUAUACCGUCUGCAUGACAGAUCCGGACGCACCGAGCCGCACAGAUCCAAAAGCUCGCGAGUUCCUCCACUGGCUGGUGGUGAACAUCCCAGGCAGCGAUAUAGGCCGCGGCGACACCAUGGCCGCUUACGUAGGCUCGGGUCCACCCAAGGGCACCGGCUUCCACCGCUACGUGAUAAUCGUGUACGAGCAACCUCGUGGCAAAAUCGACGUGUCCUCGGAUAAACGUAUACCGAACAACACGCGCGACGGUAGGCCCAAAUUUUCCGUGCAGAGGUACGCGGACGAACAUUAUUUCGGACCGCCCGUCGCUGCUAACAUGUACCAGGCCCAAUGGGAUGAUCACGUCAUCAAUGUUCACCGGCAACUCAGCACCAUACAAUCUUUCAACGUUUGAAGCUUUUCCUUUUUUUUUACCAUUUUUUACCACGCAAUUCUGUCAUUUGUCUUUGUUUCGGUAGUUCAAGCUUACUUUUUUUACUGUAUUUAAAUAAUUAUAAAAUUUCGUCACUCCCAAUAAACGUUUGUAUACUAAUACGAAUGCAAACAAAUAAAUAUGUAUAUGCUCAAAUGAAAUGUAUAUUCAUUCAAAUCGUAUAAUAUUCAUUUAAAUCGAAUAAACAAAAACCUUUUUUCAAAGUAUUA
Molecule: messenger RNA, 914 nt
Organism: Copidosoma floridanum
Lineage: Eukaryota; Metazoa; Arthropoda; Insecta; Hymenoptera; Encyrtidae
Product: protein D3-like
Source: RefSeq, a predicted model, not a curated record